CAGCCGCGUCGCACGCAGCCGCCUGGGACGCGGAGCCGGCACGGCGGACAGUGAGGGGACCGGCGGCCGUCUCGGACUCCCGGUGCCGCAGCGCCCUGCUCCGCUCCCCGGCCACAUCUAGGGAGCACGAAUAGUGUCCGUGCCACCUCGCUCAGGCUUCCGCUUGUCCCCGACUCGGGGACCCGAUGCGACAGGCGCCGCGGGACGGACGGCUGCGCGCAGCGGAGAGCGGAGAGCCCCGGCCGUGGAGUCCCGCACAUGUCUCUGCGGUCAUCGCGCCCGGGCCUGGCGCUUGCAACUGAAGCUGCAGCACACCGCCUCACCGUGGAUCGUUUCCAGCAGGCAGACCUCCACAUGUCGGCAGUAGGCUCCUGAUGCAGUCCCUCCUCCUCCUCCAUCCCUCCGCACUGUUCUCAAAGAGAGUGGGCCUUCAAGAAACACACCCCAAAAGUGCAGGCAGGCUAGCCAUGAGAGGGUACCUCCUGGCCCUAUUCUUGAGUUGCGUCUUCCUCUAUUAUGUGCUACACUGUAUCCUGUGGGGAACAAAUGGCUAUUGGGUACCACCUAUGGAUAUCAAGAGUAAAAAUAUCAACACUUGUCCAAAAAAGCCACCUUUCAGCUCUCUUCUGAGGUUUCCCCGGUUUUACCCCUUUCUGUGUGCAUCUGAUUUUGCAAGGAUUACUUCUAUGUACGGUACCAAUAAUUUUGUUUUACCCUACGGGGUAAAGUCAUCAGCGGUAUAUUUUCGAACUGUCCUUUCAAAGCUGCAGAGUUGUGAUCUCUUUGAUGAGUUUGACAAUGUGCCGUGUAAAAGGUGUGUGGUGGUUGGCAAUGGAGGCGUGUUGAAGAAUAAGACAUUAGGAGAAAAAAUCGACUCCUAUGAUGUGAUCAUAAGAAUGAAUAAUGGUCCUGUUUUAGGAUAUGAAGAGGAUGUUGGAAAAAGGACAACCUUCAGGCUUUUUUAUCCAGAGUCUGUCUUUUCAGAUCCCACUCACAGUGAUCCCAACACCACAGCGGUUCUCAUUGUCUUUAAGCCACAGGAUUUAAGGUGGCUCUUGGAAGUACUGAGUGGUACCAACAUAGACACUAAUGGUUUUUGGAAGAAGCCAGCCUUAAACUUGAUCUAUAAACGAUACCAAAUCAGAAUAUUAGAUCCGUACAUUAUCAGAGAAGCAGCUCAUCACCUGCUUCAUUUUCCCAAAGUUUUCCCCAAAAAUCAGAAACCCAAACACCCCACGACAGGAAUUAUUGCCCUCACACUGGCAUUUCACAUAUGCAGUGAAGUUCACCUUGCUGGUUUCAAGUACAACGUGAACAACCCAAACAGUCCUUUACACUACUAUGGGAAUGCUACCAUGUCUUUGAUGAACAAGAAUGCAUAUCACAAUGUGACUGCAGAGCAGCUCUUUUUAAAGAGAAUUAUAGAGAAAAAUAUGGUAAUCAACUUGACUCCAGAUUGACCAUACAGAUUCAAAAGAUGACGCUAAAUAGUAUUAGUUUUAUUUUUGUACUGAAAAUUUUAGUUUAUUUUUAAAUAUGUUGAAUGAACUCAUCAAAUAAUUAUAUAUAUUGUCUGUUGCUACCUGGUGAUUUAUAACCACCAGCUUAAUUUCUGUGAAUAUAUUUAUGAAAUACAAAACAAACCUUUUAGUUAUGAUAUCAGGGAACUAUGUAAAGUUUUGACUGUUGUUUAAAACAAGCUGGUGUUUUAAAAUACCUUUUUUUGUAGUUCCUUCAUCUUAGAGUUCUAGGUGAUUUAGUUGAUGUCACUAGUUUUGAUGGUCACAUGUCAUUCUGAGACAAUUAUUUAUUUGUUAUUCCUGGCAUAUGACUGGGGGCCAGGUGCAGGAAACUAGAACCCACUUGGCUUUGGAGUCCAUGGUGUGGUGUUCAUAGUGGUUUAGUUAAGUUCCCCAUGCAAUUAAUUAAGCUAGUAAUAACUUGCAGUGUUAGGGAGCAAAUCAGUCUUUCUUACAUAUGCUAAGAUGAGCACUCUCACCUUGAUGAACAUCCUGAGAUUUUUUGGGGGGUGGGAUGAGGCAGGUUUUUACGAUGUAGCCUAGGCUGGCCUCGAACUGGGUUCUUGCCUCACCUUUCCAAGUUCUGGGAUUACAACUGUGUAUCACUGUACCCUACAGCAUCAUUUUUUAAAUUCAAAGGAAAAAAAAAAAGCUUUUUUUUUUUUUUUUCAAGACAAGGUUUAUGUAAGCUCUGGAUGGCCUAGAACUACAGUGCAGUCCAGGCUGGCCUUGAACUCAGAGAUGGGCCUACCUCUGCCUCCGGAGUGCAGGGAUAAGGUCAAGAAUGAGAAACUUAAGUAUUUUCCUAGUUUAAUGUAUCCAUUGCCUCUUAAAUGUUUAUUUGAAGCAAAUUAGAAAAGUAAACCAAUGAAAGUAAAGCCUUGGGAGUCCAGCUGAUUCUGUUUGUUUGUAUAAAGAAAAAAGUCAGCAUUUCAUGACUAAAUUUAGCCUUCACUAAAACAUUUACUAGGCCACUUCAGGUACACUAGAGGAAAGUCUGAUGAACCACAAACAAAAGUUAGCCUGUGAAGCAAUAUUAAUACACACAACCGAAGGCUCCCGGGGGCAGGAAGGGAGGAGGAAAGACUAGCAGAGGUGGCAAGGAUGGAUUCAGACACCAUCAGAGAUCUGAGGAGAACAAGAGUCACUGUCUUUGGGGCAGCAAGCAUUACUGGAAAUGUAAGUGGUACUGGCAACCAACUUGCUUCCCUAAAGAGAGUACACGUGGAGAGUUCAAUACCAGGAAAAGGAGGAAUGAAAUAUUGAAAACCAGCUUGUGUUGGAUGGAUAGUGAGGCUAACUCAUACUGGAACAGCUUCGUAAUUCAGAGGUGGAAGCCGGAACACUAGAAGACUCUACGUGUUCAUGAGGUGUUUCCCUCUUACUCCAUGGCCACAGGGAGCAGGGCUGCCCAGGUUCAUGUUCAUGGUAUGUCUGGGGGAACUGGCAGCGGAGAACAACGGGACAAUUUUGAAAUGAUGCUUUAAGCACUAUAAUCUUGGUCAUAAAAAUGUGAUGUCAAUGCUGAGAAAUCUGGCAUUUUAUGGAGUAUGAUGUCAAAGGUUGUUUUAUUUAAUCCAAAUAAUCAGAGUAAGACACACAUAUAUAAUUUAUUAAAAACACAUUAGAAUCUCACUAUUUCCAACAGCCUAAAUUCUAGCAACAUAUACAAAUAUCAAGUGACUACAGUACAUGCCGAGGUAAGAAAAUACAUUCUGGGAGAAUAUAACUGACAGUCAAGCCAUUUUCACUUCCUCUGUAUUGCAAUACAUGUUUUAUUUUUAUCAUUCCCAGUGCCAAAAGUGGAAAACAAGAGAAACUACACACAAGCUGGACUAAAUAAGAAUUUGUGCCACAGUUAACUUAAACAUUCUCUAACUCGCUAACCACCCAACCCACUAGGUUUUGCAGUUUAGGGACUUUUCAAGUUCAAAACCAAAAGGCAGAAUUAACAGCCCCUAUACAGAGCUUCAUUAAUUCUCCACUGAGGGUCUGGACACCAUCCAGUGUCCCCCAUAGUCUCUGGGUUUGUCUAGUGGUCUUGUCUGCUUUAGUUUUCUACUCCCCAGGUGAUAAUGUGGAGCCAAGGCAAAGAAGCUCUCGCUCGAUCCCUGGCCACAGCUUUGUGGCCACAACCAUAUUUAAUGCUUUGUCACUGGGACAGGGAGAGGAGAAGCACACACGUAGAACACACCGUAACCAUCAUGACUGUAGAAACUCUCUAAGUGAACAGCGAAUAAACCCAUUGUUCAAUGCAAAGUGCAAAUAGUGAAACAUGAAUUAAAUAACUGGACUAGACCUGGCAUAUUCAACAGGAACUACUUGGAUCUACAAACAGCAUUUAAUAAAAUGCAAACCAGAAUUAACAACAUCUUUAUCUGUGCUGGUUCCAAAGAUCAAAUAACAGCGAAGUCAGUAUAAUUUUCUGAACCCUCCAAAGGCCACACUUGCCAAACUACUGUCUAUAUAUUUCUAUAACUGUAUUAUCAGGGAAAGAACAACCGAAUAAACCACAGUGACUUAAGUAUUGAGUAUUUCAAGCAAACAAUUAAAAAAAAAAUCAAGGAGUUUGGUCAAGAAAAGGUUCCUUUCACAUUUUACUUGAUUGUCUUCCAAAGCUCUGUAUCAGACAUGUAAGUGACUGAGAACCUAAAACAAUCUAUAUUACAUAAACAAAAAUACAAAACCAGAGAAAAUCAUUUGAAUUAGGCUCAGCUCAUCUGCAAAGUAAAAAAAUAUAAAAAUAACCAGGUAUUUUAUGAAAACCAUUGGUAGAGCUGAAGACAGCACAGUGGCAAUAUGAAUCAAGUCUUACAAUAUGCAUCAUAUGAGAAAUGGCCUCGCUUUAUUUUAAAAACGUUCUGGGAAAAAUGAUCUGAGACACAGUUACACAAAAUAACAAGCUUCUUUGGGAAAAUGACUUCAUCUUCAAAAUGUCUCAAAGCUUCCAAUGGGAAUCAGACUCCAAGAAAACUAUACUCUGCCUCCUGAGCAUGAAUAAAAAUAAAACAGCAAACGGUUAACUUUGCUCCCACCUGAAAGGGACAACUGCACCGUGUGCUUUACACAUUCUUGUUUCAGUACAAGUUCAGUAUCUGUGCUUUUUGCUUCAUUACCUUAAAACAAAAUAUGCAUUGAUUUUUCAAUGAGUGAAACUGUGUCUCAAAGUCCACAAAAUAAAAGGCAAAUUACAAUAAAAGCAACAAAAUCAUACAAGGGGGGCAAAGGCAGGGAAGCUGCAGAAACAGACAAUUCUGUUUCUGAAGUAAUGUUUUAAAUACUGACACACUUGUGGAAGGGAGCAGAGUCAAUACUGUCUACCACUAUCCAAAUGUCGUAAAGUUUGGCAAUGCAGAACCUGGGUGGUAUAAGCUGAGAAAAAUGACCAGGACCCAAUGGCCUGAUAUACUUUACAACUAAGCCAACCAACAGGUUUGUGGACAGGGAUACAGAAUUUUAUGUCAAAGCUAUCAGAAGGUGGUUUCUGCACUGUAGGCUAAUCCAUCACAAUGUCUAAUCUCCCCUAUCUGACAUGAGUCUGGCCAGGUUAUGCUCAAGCAGUGACAAGCUGCUGGGGAGAAUCGUGUACAGUUCAGAAGUGAUGACACUGCUCAACCAGGUCUGACACAAAGGAUUACUUAGGCCUCUUUCCACAGAAUUAUACAGAACUGAAGAAUACAUGUUGACCCUCUUUUCUCUUUUAGUACUAGGACUGAAUCUAGGGCCUCACACUUACUAUAGGCAAGCACAAACCACUAAGACAUACCUUAUUUCUUAUUUUGAGACAGGAUUUUAUGUGUAGCCUGGGUUAAUCCUGAACUUAGACUUCAAAGCACUGAACUUGGGAUUCUCAUGUCUUAGCCUCCCAGGUCUUGGGAUUGCAGGCCUGAGUCAUCAGGUCUGGUUUUCUUUUUCUUGUAAUAGUUUACUGAAGAAAAUAAUUAUAAAAUAACUUGGAACUCAGAGAAAACUUUUGUAUUUGGGCUUGUGUGUAAAUAAAACCAAGGAGGUUAAUUAA
This is a messenger RNA of Myodes glareolus (Bank vole), 5538 nucleotides long. It is a transcript of the gene St3gal6, whose product is annotated as ST3 beta-galactoside alpha-2,3-sialyltransferase 6. Gene Ontology annotation, molecular function: sialyltransferase activity. The record is from RefSeq and is a predicted model, not a curated record. NCBI's taxonomy places the organism in Eukaryota, Metazoa, Chordata, Mammalia, Rodentia, Cricetidae. Gene Ontology annotation, biological process: glycolipid biosynthetic process.